Alligator sinensis (Chinese alligator) is the source of this 1677-nucleotide messenger RNA. RefSeq names its product P2Y purinoceptor 3-like. The record is from RefSeq and is a predicted model, not a curated record. Lineage: Eukaryota; Metazoa; Chordata; Crocodylia; Alligatoridae. Bases 195 to 1253 code for a protein of 352 amino acids. Gene Ontology annotation, molecular function: G protein-coupled receptor activity. Gene Ontology annotation, cellular component: plasma membrane. Gene Ontology annotation, biological process: G protein-coupled receptor signaling pathway. The transcript has 2 exons.
CUGUUGCCUGGUGCCAAGAUCGUCUGGUACAUUCCAGUCCCAAAAAUACCUUCAGCGGAGAGAGUUAGCCGCAUACAGAAUUCAUAGCUCUGCAGAAAGAAAAGGAUUUCUCCCACAUGACAAAGGAGUUGCAGAGGACUUGAUCAGAAAGCAGCAGCAAAAGCAAGACGUGGCAACCCAGGCGGCAUCCAGGAAUGGAGAGGCUGAAGGCAACAGUGAAUGGCACCUCAGAAAAAGCAGUUUGCCCCCUGAUAGAGAGCUAUAAGCACAUUUUACUACCCUUUGCCUACAGCUGUGUGUUUGUGCUGGGGCUGCUCCUAAACGGUGCCAUGCUAUGGCUGUGUUGCCGCACUAAAGAGUGGACCUGCACCACCAUCUACCUGGUGAACUUGGCAGUGGCUGAUCUCCUCUACCUCUGCUCUCUGCCUCUGCUUAUCAUUAGUUAUAGCAUGCAGGAUACAUGGCCCUUUGGAGAGUUCCUCUGCAAAAUGGUACGUUUCUUGUUUUACUGCAACCUCUAUGGCAGCAUCUUGCUGUUAACUUGCAUCAGCAUCCAUCGCUUUCUGGGAGUUUGCUACCCCAUCCGUUCACUGCCUUACAGGACCAGGAGACUGGCUGCCAUUGGCACUGCUGUGUGCUGGCUACUGGUAUUUCUGCAACUCUUCCCCACCUUAAUCUAUGCUCGCACUGGUACCAUCAAUAACCACACAGUUUGCUUUGACAUGACUAGCCCCGACAACUUUGGCAACUAUUACUCCUAUGGCAUGGCUCUCACUGCAUCUGGUUUUGUCCUCCCCUUUGUCGUCAUUUUAAUCUGCUACUGUUUGAUGAUCAGAAGCCUGAUUCAAAACACUGGGGAAACCAACCCCCUUCCCAGUGCUGUUCGAGCUAAAUCAAUCCAAACUAUCCUGCUCGUGUGCAGUCUUUUUGCAGUUUGCUUACUUCCAUUCCAUGUUACUCGUGCGGUCUACCUUUCCAGCCGUGUCUAUCAAGUGACAGACUGCCGCCUCUUACAAAGCCUCAGCUUAUCCUAUAAGAUCUGGAGGCCACUGGUGAGUCUCAACAGCUGCUUUAACCCACUCCUGUAUUUUCUUUCUGGUCAAACUAACAGAGCCAGACUCAUUCUGGAACUGAGGCUACAUAAAGGGGAUCGCCUUCCCAAGCAAGCUGUGAAUGCAAAGGGGACAGGUGCACCUCAUGGGACUACUCCUUCAGGUAUGGGAGCAAAGCCUGGAGAAAGUAACCUCCAAUAACUUCCUGUCAUUGCAGUUUUGUUCCAAUGAAGAGUGAAUAUAGCAAUUUAAAUGACUAGGUGCAUAGCUUUCAGAAGUCAGAAAACCACUCACCUACACCAAUAAAAGAGACGCCGUGUAAUUAAAGUUUUUCUUGUCAUGAGAAAAGCUUCAGUGAGGACAGACUGGGGUUACUUAUAAGGAAGUAUUUAUGAAGGACUUUGAGACAAGCUGUGAGCAUUUUGUAUGUCAAGCAACAGCAACAGUAACACUAAACCUCCUCUUAGCUCUCUUUCACCAAGGAAAGGGGAACUGUGAACAUGUACAAAUUGGAAUGGGUACAAGGUGAGGAAGACUGAGGUUGAAAUGGAGGUAAAGCAAUUCAUUACCUCCAGGUAUAAGUUAGAUACUAAAACCACUUUACUAUAAUUUUAAAGCAUCUUCA